Messenger RNA from Vanrija pseudolonga, 1607 nucleotides. RefSeq names its product NIPA-like protein 2 (gene NIPAL2). Gene Ontology annotation, cellular component: membrane. Gene Ontology annotation, molecular function: magnesium ion transmembrane transporter activity. The record is from RefSeq and is a predicted model, not a curated record. Bases 143 to 1597 code for a protein of 484 amino acids. Gene Ontology annotation, biological process: magnesium ion transport. NCBI's taxonomy places the organism in Eukaryota, Fungi, Basidiomycota, Tremellomycetes, Trichosporonales, Trichosporonaceae. The transcript has 3 exons.
UCUCGACUUUGCCCAGUAUAGCCAGCCCACGCAUCGACGGACGACGACUCUCUCGAACGACAGUCGGCCAGACGACAGCUACUUACACCGACGACGGCCCAACAACACCGCGAUGAGACUGUAACUCGACACUCUUGCCACCAUGCGUACAGAGUUCAAGAGCACGGCGCUGAUUGGCGUCGCCAUUGCGUGCGCUGGCAACGUCCUCAUCUCGCUUGCGUUGACGGUCCAGAAGCUAGCGCACAUCCGCGUCGAGGCGGCCGCUGCCGCGAAAGCACGGGCGUCACCUUCGGGACCGGCACCGGCAGUGUCAGCGUCCCGGCAGGGGCAGGGGCAGCAGGCCGUGCGCGCCCCGAAGCCGGGGUACGCGGCCGUCGACCUCGCCGAGCCGGUGCCGGUGCGGCGCGACUCUGGCGCGUCGCCGCUCACCAGCGACACGCCGCCACACGUAGAGGAGGGCGCGUACCUCUCCAGCCCGUUAUGGUGGCUCGGUCUCGGGAUGAUCGCCGUGGGCGAGGCGGGCAACUUCCUCAGCUAUGGCUUCGCGCCGGCGUCGGUGGUCGCGCCGCUGGGCACCGUCGCGCUCAUUGCCAACGUCAUCUUCUCGCCCCUCAUCCUCGGCGAGAGCUUCACGCGGCGUAACCUCCUCGGGACGGGCCUGGCCAUCCUCGGCGCCGUUACGGUCGUGUGGUCGUCGCGCGACUCGAACCCUAGAUUGUCUCCCGACCAGCUCAUUGCCGCGGUGACUGCCACGCCGUUCCUCAUCUACACGGCGCUGAACAUUGCCGUUGUCGUGCCCCUUGUCAUGCUCUCAUCCCGGGAAGAGUACGCGUCCAAGUACAUUGGCAUUGACGUCGGCGCGUGCGCCCUGUUUGGCGGGUACACCGUCAUGGCGACCAAGGCUCUCUCAUCGCUUAUGUCGUCGAUGCUGUUCGGCGCCUUCAAGCACCCGGUUGCGUGGGGCGCCGUCGUCGUGCUCGUCGUCACGAGCGUGCUGCAGAUCAAGUUCCUCAACCGCGCACUCAUGCGUUUCGACAGCAACCAGGUGAUUCCGACGCAGUUCGUCUUCUUCUCCCUCGCCGCGAUCGUCGGCUCUGCAGUGCUGUACCAGGAGUUCCGCGACGUCGACAUCAACUCGCUCGUCGACUUCGGCUUCGGGAUCACGUUCACCUUCCUGGGCGUCUUCUUCCUCACCACGCCCCAGCCGACCGACAACGAGCAGACGCGCAUCCUGGCAAUAGUCGACGAGGAGGCCCCGCUGCUCCUCACACCUGGCUCACGCCGCCCCUCGGUGCAGACGCCUGGCGCUGGCGGCGUCGGCCCCAUCCCGGGUCGGCUGGUCAAGCGCCCGUCCGCGUCCAACAUCAGCCUCGCGCUCAACUCGCAAGCGGGGCUGCUGCUGCUGGCGACCACACCACCUGUCACGCCCAGCGCGCUCCCCAUCGGCGGGUCAUUGUUCGCCAAUGGCUCCUCGUCCCAGGCGAUCCCGUACCGGCCCCGGAGCGGCUCAAGAACGAGCAUCACGAGCGACGUCGCGCGGCGGGGGAGCCCGCUCGCAGAGACGGGGUUCCCAAGUGUAUCUUCUAGACUAGGAUAGUAUUUCGCCA